AUGUUUUUUAAUGAUGAAAUUAUUGCUCAGGGGCCACCGACUGCAUUAUGCAUGUGUGGUGAUACAUCAUUUCUUGCUGAUUGUUCCCUUAAUCAUCCACCAAUUCCAAUAUGUUAUAGCACUCCAAUUGAAGACGAUUCAACUUCAAUUUUAGAAUUACAUACUGCUAUCAGUCGUGAUUUUUUUGAUGAUUUGGAUAGCAUACUAACAUCUCUUGAAAAUUUUUUGGAAAAUGCUGAAAAUGAAAUGGUGCAAAAUAUUGAUAAUGAUUUGGUUGAGAUUAAUGAAAUUGAUAAUGUUACUCCGGAAAAAAGAGAAACAGAUGAAAAUUUGGAAAAUCGAGUGCAAUCAAUCAAUACAGAAAUGAUAUUGGAAUUGAAGGCACCAUUGAAUUUACCUGAACCAAAGCAAGAGCAAAAUAUUGAUAAUGAUUUGGUUGAAAUUAAUGAAAUUGAUAAUAUUACUCGGGAAAAAAAAGAAACAGAUGAAAAUUUGGAAAAUCGAAUGCAAUCAUCCAAUACAGAAAAAGUAUUGGGAUUGAAUGCACCACUGAAUUCACCUAAACCAAAGUAUCAUUAUUGGCUUCGUGAACGAAAACCUAAGAAAUUAGACGAAUCUGGCGAUAUUGAAAUUAAAGUAGCACGUCCCAAAAAAGUUGUGAAAAGACGUGCCCGAAAGAAGAAGAACAAUGAAAAUGCAUCAAAUUCAAAACCACGAAAGCAAAGACGAAUUCGAAAAACCAAAAAGCAAUUGGAAAAUAAUAUCACUGAUGGCAACAAUGAUAACAAGAAUAAAUGCACUGAUAAUAUCAUAACUUUAGAUGAUACCAUCACUUUAGACUAA
Messenger RNA from Acanthocheilonema viteae, 843 nucleotides. Lineage: Eukaryota; Metazoa; Nematoda; Chromadorea; Rhabditida; Onchocercidae. The record is from the annotation of a GenBank genome assembly.